AUGUUUGCCAGUACACCCCAGGGAGUGAGAGCGCAGGCCAAAUCGUUGAGAGCCCCUUCCGCCAUAUCGAGCAUCGCAUCCUACCUUAACGGUAUCUCGUCCUACGUCGCCCAAAACCUCUCUGAGAAGUCCCCAAGCACAGAGUUUGAUCCCCUUGAUCCGUCUGAACGGGUCCUUUCCGCUGCAUUUUGUUGGGUGGAUUGGGAGAAUAAGCGGCAGUUGUGCCUGUUUCUGGGUUACGGGAGGGGCUUUCAGGUAUGGAGCUUGGGGGACCUGGAGAAUGUGAGGGAGGUGGUGUCGGUGAGGGAGGGGCUCCGGAAGGUUACGUGGGUGGAGGCAUUACCGACUCCGUAUCGACGAGAUGGCUCCACGGACUACUUGGAGCACGCCAGACCUCUCAUUGCGUACAUAACUGAAGUGGUUUCCGAGGAUUCAAGUGGCAAGCCCCAGAGCGCCUUGCAGCUGUACUCGUUGAGGUCUCUGACAGCUGUGCAGACUGUAAAGUUUGGAGAGGAUACAGCUCUAGAAGCGAAAUGUAAUGCAAGGGUCAUUGCUGUGUCCCUCGCGUCCCACGCCAUCCAUAUUUAUUCCGCUCUAACACUCCAUCUCCUCGGCGUCUACACCGACACUCGCCCAAACCCCCUAAAUAACGCAAUAGUCUAUGACAUCGGUUCCCGUUAUAUUAUCUACGCGACAUCUACUCCCCCGCCGCCCUCCCGCCGCAAAGGAACAUCGACUGACGAAUUGCCGUCCGAUCCCGACAGCGACGACGCAGACGGGAUCCCGGAUGCGGGAUUGGCCCGGAAGGUUGCUGGUAAAGUAGCAAAAGAUUUGGUCGUGGGUGCCAAGGUGAUCGGAGAGUAUGGGUACCAGGCUUUGAGCAAUUACUUCUCGCCGGCCACCAAAGAGGGAGUCGCCUUGCGUGCAGAGGAGGACGUCAAGGUGAAUGGUACACCUGGGGGGAAGGUGAAAGAGAAUGGGAAAUUGGAUAGAUAUGCCGAGCUGCCUAGCGGAGUGGUUGUGAUCCGCCCCCUCCCUACGCCGACAUCCCCCUCCUCAAACUCAUCGACAACAACAUCUCCACAACCGCAUCCCCCUUCCAUAGCCCAUUGGAAACCGCACACAAAUCCUGUCUCUGUGAUCGCCUUCAACCCAAACCAAACACUGGUGAUAACGGCCUCCAGCCAAGCCAAUACCUUCUAUAUAUGGCAGGUCCCAGGUCGAAGCAGCAAGGGUAAACCACGGACUGCCGUUCAAUGCUUAUACAAACUCGAACGGGGUUACACGAUGGCGACGAUCGAGAGUGUCGCGUUUUCGGUGGACUCCAAGUGGGUUGGCGUGACGACCACCCGGGGGACGACGCAUGUGUAUCGGAUUAACCCAGCGUCUAUGAAGGAAAAGAGUUUGAAUGGUAUGAAUGGUGAACGCCUGAACAUUAUCAAUGGUUUCGCGGAACCGAAGCAGACUCAGACUUUGGUACCGGGGACCGCUGAAGGAGGGAUUGCCAGCUUGUACCCAGUGGCAAGGAUCAAGCGUCAACCUGUCGAGGCGUCUCCGAAAAGCGAAGCAUGGUCCGAAGGUGUGGUUUCUAAUGAUAGCAUCACCUGCGGAAGUGGUCGUGCCCCUCUGAUCGCCGCCUUCCUUCCCGACAAGAACGCGCUCAAAGACACGGCCGCGGCUGUUUAUGACCGCCGUUCCCACGACAGGAGCAGUCCUGUCGGUUCCGCUGGCACGACAUGUGGUGGAAGUUGGACCCACACUCAAGCUGAAGCUCCAGUCUCUGCGAUCCGACUGUUCCGCCAACGCCUCCUCACCUUUCAUCCUACCGACCGCGGCAGCCUCAUGAUGCAUCAUGUUGACGUCCUACUCGAAGAUCCCACCCCAGCCAGCCCUCAAACCCUCCUGCCCUCACCUAAGCGAUCCAGCACAGGUGCUAGCCCGUCGUCAUUUGACCGCUUCUCUCCGUCGGGGCUCUUUAGUGCGUUCCCGGGGUUGGGAUUUGGAGGCAAAAAGCAGCAUAUUCGGGUUAAAGUCUCUGAAGUCAUGGAAUGGAACGUGAAGCGCGAAAUGGACUGGGGUGAAGUCAAACGCUCCGUUCAAACAUCUCCUUCUCGUCCUCCUGCUCCCACUCGAACCAACCCAACGCAAACUCCAACAACAACAACUUCAACAACAACAGCAGCAGCAAAAUCAUCACCACCAUCACGCAUACAGUGGCCGUCAAAGAUUGAAAUUGUUACGCACGAAACAGCGCCGAGACCUCCAGUAUGGAUGGGCCCGCAGUUUUGCUUUCAAGUGUUUGAUGCGUCGCGGUCUCUUGUCUCUAUUGAACCGAAUAGCCCCGAUUUGAGCGACCUUCCGGCUGCAUUCCAUGUUCAGAUUAGACGGGAGGCGCCUAAACCCUAUGGGGAUGACAAAACCCUUGUUCCGAACGGUCAAUUCCCCGUCCUGGGCGGCGACGAAAAGUUUCAAGAAGGUAUCUCGACUGCCAUGGGGUCCUUUAUACAGUUCCCAGAUGAGGACACCGUCAUCCCAAAUGGUGGCGACCGAGAUUCAUUAUCAUUUGAAGACGCCUAUCACAUUCAUAUUGUUGCGCGACGACAUGGUUUCCAACCAUCGGAAACUGGAUCUUUGUCCUGUGACGAAGACGAGGAAGCUAUAGGCGGGGUGCAUCCAUGUGGAGGGGUGGUUGUGGAUGAGGAUGAGGUGUAG
Molecule: messenger RNA, 2712 nt
Organism: Spizellomyces punctatus DAOM BR117
Lineage: Eukaryota; Fungi; Chytridiomycota; Chytridiomycetes; Spizellomycetales; Spizellomycetaceae
Exons: 7
Coding region: 1-2712 (903 amino acids)
Biological process (GO): autophagy; response to starvation
Cellular component (GO): cytoplasm
Molecular function (GO): protein binding
Source: RefSeq, a predicted model, not a curated record